Rhipicephalus sanguineus (brown dog tick) is the source of this 1376-nucleotide messenger RNA. RefSeq lists its product as uncharacterized. Bases 9 to 1376 code for a protein of 455 amino acids. The transcript is spliced from 9 exons. The record is from RefSeq and is a predicted model, not a curated record. Lineage: Eukaryota; Metazoa; Arthropoda; Arachnida; Ixodida; Ixodidae.
GUCUCCUCAUGGUUUCGGGUCAAUGUAAAGCGAUGCAGUUCUCCGUGCUUCAACCACUGCCUAUGGACGACGAAGAGCCAAAUAAUGUCGCGCAGCUGCCGAGAGACGCCACCAGGUCCGAGUGGGACGACGAAAAUGUCCAUGGAAAAGUGCGGCCCGGCUCGCCGUGGCAGGGCUGGCGCUCGCAGGUGACUGCCGGCCGCGAAACACCGCCAUCGCCCACGUCCUUCUUCGAGCCUCCGCCGCCGCUGCCCCGAGACCCAGAGUCUGGACUCGACGAUACCUACCGCAAGGACAUGGGCACGGCGGGGGCUGGAUUCGGUGCGCUGUGCGGACCGGGUGAAAGCUGUAGCAGUUCUCUUGGGCUCGCCUGCAUCCAGGCCGAACACGAAGAGUAUCGUUGCGGGUGCGGCCAGGAGACGCCCGUGUUCAUCAACGAAGGCGGUGUGAAGAAAUGUGUUCGAGCCAAGUCAAUGUACGAGUCGUGUGUGAGUCACCAGGAGUGCAGCUUCCGGAACCCCAACCUGCAGUGCGUCGACUUCCUGUGUUACUGCCCGCUGCCUUACGUUCUUACGGAAUCGCACAAGUGUCUCGAACCGUCCGGUCCGCACAACAACAUGAUGUUCGCCAUCGCUCCCACUGCUGUUCUGAUUGCCGUGCUUCUCUUGAUUGGCGGCGCUUACACCUACAGAAAAGUAUCCGGUGGCAGCGCUACUUGGUCGUCUGGCAGCAGCGUGGUUGGACUGCGCAGUGCCAGCGAGCGUCGCCAGUCGGAGUCCACGCGUCGCGUCUCGUCGGCCAUUCGGUUGGGCCGCAAGGCCGAGGCAAGCAGGCGCCUACGGCUUUCGCUCGACGAGCACGGCGCGGCGCUCAGAGACGCCAAGGCACCCCGGCACCCGCCGCGGUUCAUCAAGAGCAAGCCACGCCAACAGAGCAUACAGCGGACGCAGAAAUCGUCGUGCUCGCCAGACGUCAUCCGGGCCAAAACUACUAAGGAGGAGUCCACGCCCUCCUCGGAGUCAUCUGGCGCGUCCUCGUACCACGGCUCACCUCGCCAAACAGGGACGGCGACGUCCAAGACAACCGUCGUGCAUACAAUACUGCCCGUGCACGAAGAGGUGGCCGUGCACAUCAUCCGCAAGAGUCCGGCCUCGCCCUCCCAGGAGCUUUCCACCGAGGUUCCAUGGCUGAAACAGGCUCAAAAGGAGGCAGCCAGGCAACCAUCACCGACCCGUCUACUGCUUCCGCGGGACGACGCGCUAUGCAGAAUUCUCAACGAUGCCGAGGUAAAGGUCAGCGUCGAGAGGCACACCUCGACCGCCAGUGACGACAUCGAGAACACCGUACGUCCGUCACCAAGGUAUACGCGCGCCUAG